GCUCCUGUCUCUUUAAAUAUUCUUGCAGUAAUUCCUUGAACAUGCACAUGGCCAUGAAAAAGAGAUAAAGCUUGAAGACAUCCACACAAACCCAGGCUUUGUGAAUAAUACAGCAGCUGCUUCCUGUGUUUUACACCUGCAGAUAGGGAGGAGGAGGAGAGAACACACAGUCACUCUAAUGAGCAACAACAAGUCCUCGGCUCUCAUCUUCCCUCCAUCGCUCCUACAGCUGUUCUUUCUACCAACUUAAAAUGCUGUUGCACAUCUGGUGUAUAGUUUGGGCUUCUUCUCUCAUUCUUCUGCACAGCAGGUCUGUGCUCUGUAAGGAGAUGAAGCUCCCCAGCAGGGCAGCCAAGCCCCCCUCCCCGUCUGGCUUUCUGGACAAACUGAUGGGACGCACAUCUGGCUACGACGCCCGCAUCAGACCCAACUUCAAAGGUCCUCCUGUCAACGUCACCUGCAACAUCUUCAUCAACAGCUUCGGAUCCAUCACUGAAACAACCAUGGCGAGCGGCCCCCGAGAAUUUACUUCACGAGUUGUGCUGGAAUAA
Molecule: messenger RNA, 551 nt
Organism: Notothenia coriiceps (black rockcod)
Lineage: Eukaryota; Metazoa; Chordata; Actinopteri; Perciformes; Nototheniidae
Product: glycine receptor subunit alpha-2-like
Exons: 4
Coding region: 252-551 (99 amino acids)
Biological process (GO): monoatomic ion transport
Cellular component (GO): membrane
Molecular function (GO): extracellular ligand-gated monoatomic ion channel activity
Source: RefSeq, a predicted model, not a curated record